AUGCAAGGAGAUUACCUGGUCCUGCACCAAGCAAACCAUCCCUCCUUCCGCUCAUUCUUUCCCACGACCAUGACAGGCGCCGCAACAAACAAGGUGUCCGACAAAGAAAACACGAACCCGGCGUCGCCAGCCAAGACAGUACCGUCUCCGUCGCGAAAGAAGACCCCGCUGGCCGACUGCACGGACCAACAGCCCGGCUACGCGACAAUCAACGGAAAUACCACCGAAUUGCCCCACCACAGACCGCUACAACGUCCCCGAAGAGCGUUCGACCAGGCCAUGGCCGGCGUGCACAAAACAGUGCCCUACGUGAGCCCGUCCAAGCGUCGAUCGUCCCCCGACAAGCGACUGGCCGCAGCCUACAAAAAAAUCACACACCAUCUGGACUUUAAUAUUCACGAAGACAGCCAGAGCAGCAGCAACAGCACAAUCUGA
Wickerhamiella sorbophila is the source of this 435-nucleotide messenger RNA. RefSeq lists its product as hypothetical. The transcript has a single exon. The record is from RefSeq and is a predicted model, not a curated record. The coding region runs from base 1 to 435 and encodes 144 amino acids. NCBI's taxonomy places the organism in Eukaryota, Fungi, Ascomycota, Dipodascomycetes, Dipodascales, Trichomonascaceae.